Messenger RNA from Cannabis sativa, 1914 nucleotides. RefSeq lists its product as uncharacterized. The transcript is spliced from 3 exons. The record is from RefSeq and is a predicted model, not a curated record. The coding region runs from base 1 to 1914 and encodes 637 amino acids. NCBI's taxonomy places the organism in Eukaryota, Viridiplantae, Streptophyta, Magnoliopsida, Rosales, Cannabaceae.
AUGUUCAACAAGUGCCCUCUUAUUUUUCAGAGAUUGAAGAGGGGGGAGGAUCCUAAGAAGGUACCAUUGUACACCCUUGAUAUGUGGGUUCAAAUACAUGAUUUGAAGACGGGAUAUAUGCUUGACCGAGUGGUGAGAAGUGCUGGGGCUUAUGUUGGUAAGUUUAUUAAAGCAGAUCUGAAGAACUUUAAUGGUCUAUGGAGGGACUAUUUGCGUGUUCGUGCUUCGAUAAACAUAGAGAAACCACUAAAACGUCAUAUGAAACUAUGUAAGGAGGAUGGAGACUGGAUUUGGGCGAAUUUCAAAUAUGAACAUGUUCCAACUUUCUGUUUUGUUUGCGGAAUCAUUGGACAUUCCGAGAGAUUUUGUCUGAAAACGUUUGAUCAACCUCUUGAUCAAAUUGUAAAGUCGUAUGGGAAUGGAAUGCGGGCUCAAACAAGGAAGAAGAACUACUUAAUUGGAGCACAGUGGCUUUGUUCGGGUAUGGAGACGAAGGAGAUGGUAGGUGGGGGCGGGGUUGCUCGUCGGAGUGAGGCUGAAGAUGGUGCAAUUAUGCAGCCGAAAAUCAUGGAGAUUGACAGUGUUGAUGUGCGUGAGGACCGUGAGUCCAUGAUUGUAGGGAAAAAUAAAAGUGUCUUAAUGGGCAAAGAUGGCACUAAUAAUGAGUAUUCUGGUGAUAGCAGUAAUGGAGGAAAUUUGACCAAGGCAGUAUUGAAUGAAGAAGAUUUGCUAUUGAUUAUGGAGAAUAAGUGUAGACGAACUGAAAUGGAGAAGGCCUAUGCUGAAUCUGAAGUACCUGGUGUCAAUAUGGGCCAACUGAAUGAAAAUUUAGAUGGAUCAAAAAACGUUUUGAAGAGAUUUGAGGAGAAGGUUCGGGUGCUUGAGUAUGGUAGAGAUUACAUUGAUGUUAUUAUUACUGAUGGGGUUUAUGGUCAUUGGAGAUUAACAGGAUUAUAUGGAGAGCCAAAAAGACACUUAAGGAGAAAAACUUGGGAGUUAUUAACUGUGCUGAAAAAUAAACAAAGCUUGCCUUGGUGUAUCAUCGGUGACCUCAACAAUAUCACUUCAAGUGAGGAUAAACGUGGUAACAAUCCUUACCCAGACUGGCUGAUUGAGGGGUUUAAUGAUGUUUUGAUUGAAUGUGGGCUUCAUGACUUGGAACUCUUCGGACAUCCAUACACCUGGGAGCGUUUGUCGUGGCACUACGGACUGGGUGGAGUUGUUGUUGCAAGAAAUCAGAAUUUUCGUUUUGAAAACUCUUGGUUAAAAGAGCCUAUUUGUUUGAAGAUUAUUGCUGAUAGCUGGUCGUUGUAUCAUAGUGAAGGUGUUCUUCAGAAAUUAAAGGCUUGUGGGGAGACUCUUAAGAUAUGGGGGAAGGAUUAUUCUGGUGAUUUUUCUCGGCGUAUAAAGGAGUGUAAGAAAGAGAUUUGUCAAUGGAAAAAAGGGUGUGAUGUGGGUUCGGUUGGGAAGUAUCAGCAGGCUGUUAAUAAAUUGAACAAUAUUCUGCUGCAAAAGGAAGUUUUUUGGAAGCAAAGGAGUAAACAACUUUGGCUUCGUGAAGGAGAUAAUAAUUCAAAGUAUUUUCAUGCUACUGCUACAGCUAGGAGACGUCGAAAUGCAAUACAAAGACUGAGAAUUGCUACGGGUGAGUGGGUUGAUUGGCAAGGAGGACUCUCGCAAGUUGUGGUUGAUUAUUUUACUGAUUUAUUCACUCCUUCAGCUGUUAAUUUUGCUGAAGUGGUUGAUUGUGUUCCCAGUACAGUCACGGUUGAUCAAAACAGUAAGCUUCUUGAACCGGUUUUGGAUGAGGAAAUCAAAAGAGCACUCUUUCAUAUGCAUCCGGAUAAAUCCCCCAGCCACAGAUGGCAUGACUCCGGGAUUCUACCAGAAAUGUUGGAGUAUGGUGAGCCAUGA